AAUAAAGUUGUGUGCAUCGACAUGAGUCGUCGUCCCACUUGAACCGUAGCGAGAAAGAAUCAUGUUGUUGACACAAGGUGCGGAAUUGCUGCCCGACGAUCUGGUAGAGCUCAUCCUCGAGCAUGUGCCCGUGAAGCCUCUGCUGAGAUUCAAGUCUGUAUCCAAAAAGUGGAAACUCACAAUGGAUUCCCCACGUUUCAUGGAACGACACUUGAUUCGUCGCAAACAAUUACGUGGUCCCGAUGUCCUUAUCUUUAGUAUCUCCCCCGAAGAAGAAGACAUAGAGCAAGGUCGAAUAUUUGUGUUGGGGUCAUCAAUAGCUCGGACGGUCUGGUUACCUAUUACGGGCAACAUGUACUGCUACGGUAGUUGUGACGGUCUAGUAUGCACCUUCAGUAUGUGCGCACCGAGUGUCGUGGCCAAUCCCGCCACUGGAUGGUAUCAUAGUCUUACUCUUUCCAACUAUCAGACGUACAUGAGACAAGGAUGGACUCACUUCCCUAUCCAUUGGCUUGGAUUCGGUAGAGAUAAAAUAAGAGGCACUUUCAAGCCGGUUUGGUUGUAUAAUUCAUCCGGGUUUGAACCUCGUCAAGACAAGGCUGUUGUUACCUAUUGUGAAGUUUUUGAUUUUAGCACCAAUGCUUGGAGGUACGUUGUCCCUUCUUCUCCUUAUCCGAUUAGUGCUUGCCAUAAACCUGUCCAUUUAGAUGGGACUCUUUAUUGGUUCACCGAGUGUGACGAAUCCAUGGUACUCUCUUUUGAUCUUCACACCGAGACUUUUCAAGUCAUAGCUCCUUUUCCCCACCCUUGUCCUCCUUACCUGCGCAACAUUUGCAUACUCGAUAACCGCUUGUGCGUCUCUGAGAGAAAAGAGUUCACCCAAGUAAUAUGGUCAUUCGAUCCUUCGGGCAAGACAUGGAAGACAAUGUGCUCACUUGAUCUCACCCCAACUUCUUCCUGGUGGCUAAGUUACCAUGCGUUUUUACCAAUAGCAGUUGUGGACAAGGGUCGGUUAUUGCUUCAAAGCCGUGAUUUGAAGGACCCACCGGUGAUAUAUGAUCUCCAUACCAAAUCUUGUGAUUUAAUCUUCCAACCUAAUGGACGCACUCGUUCUGUUUACUAUUUAGAAAGCUUAUUCUCUGCUUUAUCAAACUAG
Molecule: messenger RNA, 1156 nt
Organism: Raphanus sativus (radish)
Lineage: Eukaryota; Viridiplantae; Streptophyta; Magnoliopsida; Brassicales; Brassicaceae
Product: F-box protein At1g11270-like
Exons: 1
Coding region: 62-1156 (364 amino acids)
Molecular function (GO): protein binding
Source: RefSeq, a predicted model, not a curated record